Molecule: messenger RNA, 462 nt
Organism: Cyprinodon variegatus (sheepshead minnow)
Lineage: Eukaryota; Metazoa; Chordata; Actinopteri; Cyprinodontiformes; Cyprinodontidae
Product: tumor necrosis factor receptor superfamily member 14-like
Exons: 4
Coding region: 1-462 (153 amino acids)
Biological process (GO): negative regulation of alpha-beta T cell proliferation; defense response to Gram-positive bacterium; apoptotic process
Cellular component (GO): external side of plasma membrane; membrane
Molecular function (GO): transmembrane signaling receptor activity; protein binding
Source: RefSeq, a predicted model, not a curated record
AUGAGGUAUAGGCGCUGUGAAAACCUCAACCACGCGCCAUUAAGGCUGUCAUUGCCCUGGCUCUCCAAGCAUGUGACAGAGUACAGGAUAGGGAAUGAGUGCUGCCCAUUGUGUCCUUCUGGGAGUCGGGUUGAAACAGACUGCACAGAGUUCAGAACUACAUCCUGUCAGCUUUGCUCAGCUGGGACUUACGUGGACGAGCCAAAUGGACUGAAGAGAUGCCCUCCAUGUUUUACCUGUGAUUCAGAAGCUGGUCUGAAGGUAAAGAGAGAAUGUGGACGGUAUGCAGACACUGUCUGUGAACCAAUGGAGGGAUUCUUCUGUACAGACCCUAAACCAGGAGGCUGUGGAGCAGCACAGAGACACAGGAGCUGUAAACCAGGACAGUUCAUCAGGAGGACAGGUUGGACAUCCUCUGCUUUUAACAUGACUGCUGACUUUAUAUUUAUAGUCAGACGAUAA